CAACAAUCCGCUCCGGUUUGUGUUGAGAGCUAAAACACACAGAGAGACGCACAGAGUCAGAGACACAGAGACACAGAGACAGAGAGAGACAGUGUGAGACUGAGACUCCACCAGUCUGGGAUGGACCAGCACUACGAGCGACGCCUGCUACGGCAAAUCAAUAUUCAGAAUGCCAGAGCAAGCCCUGCUAAAGCCACAGAGGUUAUGUGUGCACUGACCCCCGCCAACUCUCCUCUAUCCUCACCAAGUAAACACGGAGAUCGCUUCAUCCCAUCCCGCGCCGGCGCCAACUGGAGCGUCAACUUCCACCGCAUAAAUGAGAACGAGAAGUCGCACAAUCAAAACAGAAAGACAAAAGAUGGAACGUCAGACAGCAGUAAAGCAGAUGGCCUGGCGUACUGCGCUUUACUGAAGAAUGAGCUGCUGGGAGCAGGUAUCGAGAAGGUGCAGGACCCUCAGACUGAGGACAGGCGGCUACAAACCUCCACACCUGAGAAGACAAGUCUGUUCAGUUAUUCUCUAAGUGCCAAGCGUUCGCUUCCCGAUGACGGCAACAGUGUCUCUCCUUACUCACUAUCGCCCGUCAGCAGUAACAGUCAGAAGCUGUUACGAUCUCCACGGAAGCCUAUGCGCAAGAUUUCCAAAAUCCCCUUUAAGGUCCUGGAUGCUCCUGAGCUGCAAGACGAUUUCUACCUCAACCUGGUGGACUGGUCAUCUUUAAACGUUCUCAGCGUUGGCCUCGGCACCUGCGUGUACCUGUGGAGUGCCUGCACCAGCCAGGUGACACGGCUGUGUGAUCUGUCAGUGGAAAGUGACUCGGUCACAUCUGUGGGCUGGUCGGAAAGAGGAAACUUGGUGGCAGUGGGCACUCAUAAGGGCUUUGUACAGAUUUGGGACGCAGCCGCAGGGAAGAAGCUGUCUGUAUUAGAGGGCCACACAGCCAGAGUGGGAGCAUUAGCAUGGAACGUGGACCAGCUGUCUUCAGGCAGCCGGGACCGUCUGAUCCUGCAACGUGACAUUCGAGCUCCUCCGCUGCAGUCCGAGCGCAGGUUACAGGGCCACCGACAGGAAGUGUGCGGCCUCAAGUGGAGCACCGAUCACCAGCUCCUUGCUUCCGGUGGCAAUGACAACAAGCUGCUGGUGUGGAAUCACUCGAGCGUCUUACCCAUGCAGCAGUACACAGAGCAUUCAGCAGCAGUGAAAGCCAUCGCAUGGUCUCCUCAUCAGCACGGCCUGCUGGCGUCCGGCGGCGGCACUGCCGAUCGCUGCAUCCGCUUCUGGAACACGCUGACCGGGCAACCACUGCAGUGCACAGACACAGGCUCGCAGGUCUGCAACCUAGCCUGGUCAAAACACACCAACGAACUGGUCAGUACUCAUGGUUACUCUCAGAAUCAGAUCCUGGUGUGGAAGUACCCGUCACUGACGCAGGUGGCCAAACUCACUGGACACUCCUACAGAGUACUCUACCUGGCCAUGUCUCCAGAUGGGGAGGCCAUAGUCACAGGAGCAGGAGACGAGACUCUGCGCUUCUGGAACGUCUUCAGCAAAACCAGAUCUACCAAGGAAUCAAUAUCAGUAUUGAACCUGUUUACGAGGAUCCGAUAAUAUCUGUGCACUUUUGGAUAUUCUUACGUUUAGGACUUCUACACACUGAUCAUUAACACGACAGACUGCAUGAAUGAUGGACACUUUUAGGCCCGGCUUCCUUUUGCAGGGUUUGUGCUGCGACUGCGUCCUCUUUCAUUUUACUUGAGUGACAAAAGUAUGUAUUACCGCCAAACCUCAGUGUGAACAUUUUGCCGCUGGUUCGUGGAAGUUUUUUUUUUUUUAUCAUUUUGUUUCUUUUUCAACAUUUUGUAGAAUUUUCGUUUUGUUUUGUUCGGUUUAUUUUCCUUCACAAUGUGCCAUUUGAGCAACAAGCUUUGUGUUCAUCAGCCUUAAGUGCAGUGUUGAAAUAACUGUAAUAGGAUAAUAGUAGGCCUUGGAACAUUGCAGACUUUUUUAUGUGUGUGUGUGAGGAAGGUAUAAUUUUCAUUAGAUUUUUAAAAUAUUUAUUUAAAUAUAUUUGUCCCUUUGUCCCAUGUACUCGUUAUUGUGUAAAAGAAUCGGGCCAGGUAUUUUAAAAUUUAGACAUAUCAAAGAGACUAAAUAAAAAAGAUUCUAGGUGUUUAAUCAAUGGCAUAUUGUAAUGCUAUAAAAAUAUAUAAAUCAGUGCAUACAGUAGCAGAUAUUUCAUUUUAAAAUCCAGUUUUUAAGCAUUACCUAAAGCAGAGUGCGUUUUUCAUGCCUUUUAAACAACAGUACAGUAUUCAGUGUCAUAAUUCACAUCUUUGUGAACCACUUUUUUAUUUCAGUUGCUCAAGUCUGAUCUGAUCUCCCAUAGCAUAAAACAUUAAGUACUUGUCACUUAUUUUAUAAGUGCUCUUCUCAUGGUGUAAAUGAUGAGUUGUAUCAGUGGGAAUGAAUGCUAUUUAUUUAAAUUGUGUGAUUGUGGUGAUGUGUUGAAUAACUGAUACUUUGUCUAUUUUGUAAAGAUAGGUGCUUGUGUUUUAUUUGCAAUUCACAACCACGUACAAUAUUUCAUUUGUCAUUUUGUAUGAGCAUAAAGAAUGUUUAAAAAUAUACACAAAUGUACAUUUUUCUUAUC
Molecule: messenger RNA, 2650 nt
Organism: Clarias gariepinus (North African catfish)
Lineage: Eukaryota; Metazoa; Chordata; Actinopteri; Siluriformes; Clariidae
Product: fizzy-related protein homolog
Exons: 14
Coding region: 121-1608 (495 amino acids)
Biological process (GO): anaphase-promoting complex-dependent catabolic process; positive regulation of ubiquitin protein ligase activity; positive regulation of anaphase-promoting complex-dependent catabolic process
Cellular component (GO): anaphase-promoting complex
Molecular function (GO): protein binding; anaphase-promoting complex binding; ubiquitin ligase activator activity
Source: RefSeq, a predicted model, not a curated record